Molecule: messenger RNA, 2687 nt
Organism: Lepus europaeus (European hare)
Lineage: Eukaryota; Metazoa; Chordata; Mammalia; Lagomorpha; Leporidae
Gene: ADRA1D
Product: adrenoceptor alpha 1D
Exons: 2
Coding region: 64-1782 (572 amino acids)
Biological process (GO): positive regulation of cytosolic calcium ion concentration; adenylate cyclase-activating adrenergic receptor signaling pathway; phospholipase C-activating G protein-coupled receptor signaling pathway
Cellular component (GO): membrane
Molecular function (GO): alpha1-adrenergic receptor activity
Source: RefSeq, a predicted model, not a curated record
CCCCCUUCCCUGCCGGCCGCUCGUCCUGCGCCGCAGCCCGGCCCCCGACGGCCUCGCGUUGAGAUGACUUUCCGCGACCUCCUGAGCGUCACUUUCGAGGGACCCCGGCCGGACAUCAGCGCCGGGGGCUCGGGCGCGGGCGGAGGCGCCGGCGCGGGCGACACGGCCUCCUCGGAGAGCCCGGCGGUGGGCGGCGUGCCGGGAGCGGCGGGGGGCGGCGGCGGCGGCGGCGUGGUGGGCGCGGGCAGUGGCGAGGACAACCGGAGUUCGGCGGGGGAGCCGGGGGGCGCGGGCGGCGGCGGCGAGGUGAACGGCACGGCGGCCGUCGGGGGCCUGGUCGUGAGCGCGCAGAGCGUGGGUGUGGGGGUCUUCCUGGCAGCCUUCAUCCUCACGGCCGUGGCGGGCAACCUGCUCGUCAUCCUCUCGGUGGCCUGCAACCGCCACCUACAGACCGUCACCAACUACUUCAUCGUGAACCUGGCCGUGGCCGACCUGCUGCUGAGCGCCACGGUGCUGCCCUUCUCGGCCACCAUGGAGGUUCUGGGCUUCUGGGCGUUCGGCCGGGCCUUCUGCGACGUGUGGGCCGCCGUGGACGUGCUGUGCUGCACCGCCUCCAUCCUCAGCCUCUGCACCAUCUCUGUGGACCGGUACGUGGGCGUGCGCCACUCGCUCAAGUACCCGGCCAUCAUGACGGAGCGCAAGGCGGCCGCCAUCCUGGCGCUGCUCUGGGCCGUGGCGCUCGUAGUGUCCAUGGGGCCGCUGCUGGGCUGGAAGGAGCCGGUGCCCCCGGAUGAACGCUUCUGCGGUAUCACCGAGGAGGCGGGCUACGCCGUCUUCUCCUCGCUGUGCUCCUUCUACCUGCCCAUGGCGGUCAUCGUGGUCAUGUACUGCCGCGUGUACGUGGUCGCGCGCAGCACCACGCGCAGCCUGGAGGCGGGCGUCAAGCGCGAGCGCGGCAAGGCCUCCGAGGUGGUGCUGCGCAUCCACUGUCGCGGUGCGGCCAGCGGCGCCGAUGGGGCGCCCGGGACGCGCGGCACCAAGGGCCACACCUUCCGCAGCUCGCUCUCCGUGCGCCUGCUCAAGUUCUCCCGCGAGAAGAAGGCGGCCAAGACGCUGGCCAUCGUCGUGGGCGUCUUCGUGCUCUGCUGGUUCCCUUUCUUCUUCGUGCUGCCGCUCGGCUCCCUGUUCCCGCAGCUGAAGCCGUCCGAGGGCGUUUUCAAGGUCAUCUUCUGGCUGGGCUACUUCAACAGCUGCGUGAACCCACUCAUCUACCCCUGCUCCAGCCGCGAGUUCAAGCGCGCCUUCCUCCGCCUGCUGCGCUGCCAGUGCCGGCGCCGCCGCCGCCGCCGUCCGCUCUGGCGCGUCUACGGCCACCACUGGCGGGCCUCGGCCGGAGGCGGCCCGCACCCCGACUGCGCCCUCAGCGCGGGCGCCGCGCUCCCCGGAGCCGCCCUGGCCCUCCCCGCGCCGCCGGCCCCCAGCUCCGCCGCCGCGCCCGAGGUGCAGGCUGCGGGCGCCGGCCGUCGAAAGCCGCCCUGCGCCUUCCGCGAGUGGCGGCUGCUGGGGCCCCUGCGGCGACCCACCACGCAGCUGCGGGCCAAGGUCUCCAGCCUGUCGCACAAGAUCCGCGCCGGCGGCGCGCAGCGAGCGGAGGCCGCGUGCGCUCUGCGCUCGGAGGUGGAGGCCGUGGCGCUGCGCGUCGCCCGCGAUGUGGCCGAGGACAACACCUGCCAGGCCUACGAGCUGGCCGACUACCGCAACCUCCGCGAGACUGACAUUUAAGGCCCGCUCUCCCUUCCCACCCCUACCCCGCACACCUCCCCACCCCCUACCCCCCACCCCCAGCCAGACCAGGCAGGAUGAGACGCGCAGCGUUCCCGGGAGGGUGGCGGGUGGGUCGGAGACCCAGCUGCUGAAGGGGGGCUGUGCGUGGUGUCCCCGAGACACUGGGGCGGGGCGUGGGACUGGGAAUUGUGAGGCCCCCAGCUGGACACAGGUGCCCGGGGCACUUCUUGCCUAAGAAGGCGGGUCGUUUAUGCCGGCCCUGCUUGAGAAACACCGCGCCAAGCGCCAUUCCAUGGCCUCUGGGUAGACAGCGCCGAGCGAGCGUGGCCAGGCUAGCCUCCUGCAGCCCCUCCUCAGGAGGAAGAGGUUAAAGCCAGAGGGGCCAGGACCCCUCCUCAGAGGACAGAGCUUCUUGCGGCCGCCCCGGAGGAGCCCAGGGGACCGGCGGCCACCACCCACGAUUCUGGCAGCAGCUUGCGAGGCCGGCUGCUGUUCCCCGAACCCUCCACGCACUCCCUGUCACCUCCCUCGUGGCCGCCCCCGAGGGCCCUACUGUUUACACUCUGUGCAUAGCUCCCUGUGCCUGUCCGUGCCCAUCACUUCUUGCUGGGAUUCCGAGCCACCAACGUGGGGGAGCUUGGUUUGUCAUUUGGAGACAUAUUUAUUGGUAAGAUUACUUCUAUUUUGUCCAGACUGUGCAAAUUGUCCCUCUUUAGCCAAUAACCUAUAAAGAACUUUUUUUUCUAAAAUCCUUCAAGUACCAAAUGUCCACGACAGGAUAGAUUGGAUCUACUUUGUGCCUUUCUAGAUUCCAUUUUGCUGUCUCUUUAAUUGAUGGCUGCUGUCCUUUGGGACUUUUCCUGAUGACCAAAAGACCUGGUUUUAUUGGCCUUUAAUAUUCC